AAUGUCAGCCGUUGAAUCUGACAUUCCCAUGACACACAAGCAUCACACAAAUGUCUAUGAAAUUGCAUGAGCUCACAGCUACCUUCCCUUUCUUAUUUGAUUUUGAAUUCCGGAGAAGAACACAUUGGUAUGUUGCGUUAGUCUUUCAUGUGUAUGAAAGAGAAAAAGCUGGCCACGGAACUUUUCAGUGUACGUCUGGUGUGGUUGUGGCCAUCUCAUUAAAGCAGCAAUGAUACAAAAAGGAAGGUUCAUACCUGUUGGGGUUGGAUAUGGAGGUUGGCUAUGGAGCUGGUAGCAGUAUUCUAUGAAAUCCUCCUGCAGAUCUGUUUCCCAGACACCUAUUCACACCACCUUAGCUGGAGCUUCCUCGACCUCAUAUCUUAUUUUCUUCGCUUCACACUGUAAAGGCUAAAACAACAACUCUCCGUUUGACCGGUUGCCACCCACCAGCUGCACAGCUCUCUCUCUCUCUCUCUCUUAACCUUCACAUUCAUGGAGACCCCACCUUGAUCUUUUAAGAGUGGAACCAUGAGCAGGAGCCGCCUCUCUUUUAGAGAAGAAAGGCUAUAGAAUCACCUCUUCCUUCCCAUCUCUUUCUCUUUCUCUCUCUCUCUCUCUCUUUCUCUCCCGUCCCCUCUUGAAACCCUAAGAAAACCACAAAAAAGAAAACAGACCCCCAAACAGAAGACUUGUUCUGCAACCAUCAAUUUCAUGAUCCGUGGGUUGUUUGUUCUCUUCUUUGCGCACAUCCUUUUGCUCGAAGACAAAGAAAAAGCGCAGCAAAGGAAAGGAAAGGACUGUCUUCCCUUGCCGAUCAGAGAGCUUUUAAGGCAUAUGGGUACUUUCUGAAAACCCUUCCAGAAGAUCUCCUUCUAUCGUUCUCUUAUGCCCUCUUUUGUAGCUUGCUCUUAAAUGGGACUGUAAGUAAACAAAUCUCUCUCCAUAUCUGUGUCUCCCUCCCUCACCUCUUUACUCUUUUGCUCUCUUUUUUAUCUCUCUAUCUCCCUCUAUUCUCCCUUGAAGAGUCAUGGAUUCUGGGAAUAGUGGGAGUAUGCAGUCUUCAAGUGGUGGUGACGAAGAGUACGAUUCACGCGCCGAAUCGAUCUCAGCCUUCUUGAACCCACCAGGCCAUGUUGGUCCCAUGCCUAACCCACCACAGCCACCACCACCACCACCUCACCACCACCACCACCACCACACCCACUCCUCAUCUAUGUUCGACCCACUUUCGAACUACUUCGAUCCCUUGUCACGAUCACCAACCCAACUACAAAACCCAAAUUCCCUACUGAAUCUCGACAUGGUCUGGUCCAAAACCCUAAGAUCUGACCCCAAUUGCACCGAGAUCGGUGGGAUACUGGCCUCAUCGUCGUCCACCCCACCUUUUUCCGGCGCCCAAGGACAAAUCCGUGCCACCUUUCCGAGUUCGUUACCGUCGAUGCCGUUUCCUCCAGCUCCGGAAAAUGCUGCUCGAGCUACAGCUUCAGCUUCAAAUGAUCAAACCAACGUAGCACGUAACCCCAAGAAACGAUCAAGAGCUUCCCGGCGUGCACCUACUACUGUGCUCACCACAGACACCACCAAUUUCCGGGCCAUGGUUCAGGAGUUCACUGGGAUUCCUGCUCAACCCUUCACAUCUUCGCCUUUCCCAAGAAGCAGGCUUGAUCUGUUUGGUACAGCUUCUACUAUGAGAUCAGGCCAUUUGGAUCAUGCACCACCUUCAUACCUUUUGAGACCCUUUGCUCAAAAACUUCAGCCACCCCCAUUUGCUUCUCCCCCUCCCUCUUCAUCUUCUUCAUUCUCUUCCUCUUCCAUGGUUGAUGCUAUAGCUUCUACUACUAACAUCACUUCUGGUUCAGCUAGCAAUACUUCUUCUAAUUCAACUUCCAUUAACUACCAACUACCUUCAGAUUUAGGCCUUGUGAAGCAGCCCCAGAAUCUACUGAACAUGAACGUGCAGAACCCAAUUCUCUCAAUCCAGUCUUUCCUUCAGACCCCACUUAAAUACCCACAUCCCAAUUCAGCCAUUAUGGGCUCAAAACCACAAGGCUCUCUGGAAAUUCCAUCAACAGAUUCACAUAUCAAAAUGGGUGGUUUGGAGGACUUUGGUUUGAGCCAUGGCCAUGUCAAUACACACCUCAGUGGCCUCCCCAACUUGGUAUCAUCGGAUCGAACAGCGUCGAGAAGCGAUAAUAAUCCUCCCAGCUGGAACGACGGAUUGGGAUCAAGUGGUGGAAAUCAUGGCCAGUUGGGGCCUCUCAAUGGGAAUUAUAAUAAUUCGCAGCGGGUCACUAAUGGCAAAAUGAACUACUCGGCUUCCUCAUCGGAUUUUCACGGCGACAAGGUGCCGGAGAAUGUUUCUACAAGAAGUGAAGGUAUGGUGGAAUCGUGGAUUUGUUCUUCAGAUUAGGAGUCUUCAUUGACAGGGAAAAAGAAAAAAGAAAGAAAAAAAAACUACAAAGGAAAUGAUGGCGAUUCUGAUGAAUACAUGAAAGAGAAGUUUGUUUUCUCCAUCUGAGAUUCUUAACCAUGACUUCGGACAACACUGAAACACUGUUUUUUUCCCCUUAGUUAUAUGUAAAUAAUAGUCCUUUUUUUUCUUCAUUUCCAUACAUUUCUCAAUCACACAUCCAUAUACAAAACGACCGCGGACCUUUCAAUAUUCGUUUUUCAAUAGUGAAAUGCUGUUAGUUUCUUAUGAUA
Molecule: messenger RNA, 2703 nt
Organism: Vitis vinifera (wine grape)
Lineage: Eukaryota; Viridiplantae; Streptophyta; Magnoliopsida; Vitales; Vitaceae
Product: cell wall protein RBR3
Exons: 2
Coding region: 1028-2410 (460 amino acids)
Source: RefSeq, a predicted model, not a curated record